This is a messenger RNA of Peronospora farinosa, 1260 nucleotides long. Lineage: Eukaryota; Oomycota; Peronosporomycetes; Peronosporales; Peronosporaceae. The record is from the annotation of a GenBank genome assembly.
AUGGUGAUUCCCCGCAUGAAGGCGAUUGCGACGACGCUACUACGUCCACACCAGGCUUUUCAAAGACCAGCUCAACAUCUUGCUUUCUCCACUGAAGCAACGAAAGCAGCAGCUGCUGUAUUGCGCAUGGGCUUUAAAAAGGCUCAACAGGAUGAAGACGACAUAUUAAAAGGGAAAGUGGAAGUUGAUCCUGCGUCACCAAUGGAUGUGAGCGAAGUGAUGCCGCCUGUGGAGAAGAAGCUGGUGCCACCUACGAUGAGCUCCACGCAGCCGCUUUGGCUCACACAAGACCAUCCUGUGACGGACUUGUCAGGCUUUGCACCUAAAAUUGUGGUUGUUGGUGUUGGAGGUGCAGGAGGCAAUGCUGUGAACAAUAUGAUUGCGCGCGGUUUGCAGGGUGUAGAGUUUCUUGUAUGCAACACGGACGCUCAGCACUUACGUACAACGCUGACGGAGAAUCGCGUCCAAAUGGCCCCUGAACUGACUGGAGGAUUGGGCUGUGGGGCGAAUCCAGAAGUUGGUCGUGAAGCUGCAGAGGCAGCAAUUGAUGAGAUUUUGGAACGGGUUCACGGUGCAAACAUGAUUUUUAUCACUGCAGGUAUGGGCGGUGGCACUGGAACAGGUGCCGCACCCGUGAUUGCCCAGGCAGCCUUAGAUGCUGGUGUUCUCACGGUAGCAGUUGUCACAAAGCCGUUUCGCUUCGAAGGUAAUAAACGCGCGAAGCUUGCAGCACAGGGCCUCGCUGAUAUGAGAGACAGCGUGGAUACGAUGCUUGUGAUUCCGAAUCAGAACCUUUUCAAUAUGUCAAACGAGCGCACGUCUUUGAUGGAUGCAUUCCAAAUGGCGGACAAUGUGCUUCUUGAUGGUGUCAAGAAUAUCUCCGAUCUGAUGGUGAUGCCUGGGCUUAUCAACCUUGACUUUGCUGAUGUUCAGUCGGUGAUGCAAAACAUGGGAAACGCCAUGAUGGGAAGUGGAGAGGCUGAUGGAGCUAACAGGGCUUUGCGUGCUGCUGAAGAUGCGCUGGCGAAUCCUCUUCUGGGAGAUAUUUCGAUCAAGGAUGCCAAGGGAAUGAUUGUAAAUAUCACUGGCGGCUCCGACCUGACGUUGUUUGAGGUCGACGAAGCGGCCGAACGUGUGACACGAGAGCUUGACGAUCCGCACGCCAACAUUAUCUUUGGCUCAACAUUUGACGACUCACUCGAUGGUAAGCUACGUGUUUCCGUAGUCGCCACGGGUAUCACGGAUCCCGAGAAGUUAUAG